ACCAAACGACAACCUUAUUUUGGAUAAAGUGAAAGUAGAUUGUAGACGUUGGAAUACGCCUCGGUUCGAUUCCGGAUUAUUAUUAUGAUAGCCCGGGAAAAGUUGAAGAAGCAAAGUGUAACAAACUUGAAAACACUCUACUCACAUCAUAAUCAAUGACAACAAAGCAUGAGGAGGUACAAACCUGGCUUGAGAAUGUAUUUGCUGGAGAUGACAUCCCUGAGUUUGAGAUAAAUGCCACCAGUUUAUCUCUUCUGUACAAUCUGAUGAGAUGUAACGAGCAUGCUGACAGAGAUACUAAACUCCUGGUGGAGGAUUAUCGACAAAAGGCAGAGGAAUAUAACAUAGAAGCCAGAAGAUGUGAAGGAGUUUUAAAGAGGAUGAAUUUGUCCAUUGCCAGUUUGUCCCAAGCUGGGGUUAUCUCCCUUCGUGUUAUAGCAAACCUUGCCCUUAUUUUACAAAUAAAAGACACAUCUGAUACAAGUUUCCUUCUGGCAAUGCAACAUUUAGAUGAUGAAAUAUACAAGGCUGAGGAAGCCAGAAGGAAAGAGGAGAGAAAUUUACAGAUUUUAACUGAGAAAAUCAAAACUGCCAUGGUUAAACAGAGUCACCUCAAAAAAGCCAUGGAUGUACUUGAGCAAAAAGCAGCAUGUCAGCAACCAGAAACUGAGAAACGAAUGAAAGAUGUUCACUUCAUCCGCAGCAAGACCAAAGAAUAUCAGGAUAAAAUUAAACAAAUGCAGAAAUCUCUUCAAAAACUGAAAGUGGAUCCCUCCAUUUAUCACAAUAGCCUUGUACAGAGUUCAAAGGAGUUACAAAAGCUUCAGGAGGAGAUGUCUCCCCUACAGUCCAAGUUACAGACAUACAGCAGCCUACCUCCGGAUUUAUCAUCUAUCAAAGUUAAAAUUGAAGAAUUAAAAGUAAAAUUGGCUGGUUUAGAAAAUGAGUUUAGCAAGAGAAUAGAUCUCAUGCAUAUGUGAAAACGAGUCAGUGAUGUUGAAUGAUGAUGUUUAAAAGAAGAUCCUUGGAAUAAAAAAUAAAUAAAAACAGGUUAUAAAAUGAAUUUUGUAUAAUCUUGUACAGUAAUAGUAUUUUGAAUAA
This is a messenger RNA of Saccostrea cuccullata (small rock oyster), 1101 nucleotides long. Its product is annotated as HAUS augmin-like complex subunit 1. The record is from RefSeq and is a predicted model, not a curated record. The coding region runs from base 156 to 980 and encodes 274 amino acids. NCBI's taxonomy places the organism in Eukaryota, Metazoa, Mollusca, Bivalvia, Ostreida, Ostreidae. Gene Ontology annotation, cellular component: cytosol; HAUS complex. The transcript is spliced from 9 exons. Gene Ontology annotation, biological process: spindle assembly; centrosome cycle.